AUCGAUCAUAGAAUGGAGACAGACAUAAGUCAAAAUGUAAAAUGGAGACUGAAGAAAGUAAAUAAAUUCUGGUUUCUAGAUAUCGGAGGAAAACUUAAGUUGCUCAAUAUGUUAAAUAAAGCAAGUGAUGUACUCAUGGAGGAGAACAUUAUUUUUGCUGAUGACUUAAUGUAUCAGGUUUCUGAAGAAAGUGAGGGGGAAGUCAUUAUUACUGAAGUAAAAUGCAUUGAUCAGAAAGACAAAACAUCAGAGUUCAAACAAGAUGAUACAGUUUUUCAAACAAAAAUAGAUAUAAAGCCUGAUACAAGAGGGGAAAAUUUAAAAGAUCUCGAGGAGAUACUACACACGCCGUUAGAAGAUCGCCUUGUUACGAAAGAAGGAGAAGAUAAUAGUUCAGGUAAUGAAGAAAUGGUGAAUUAUGACUUUGGGAGUGAAGAAUAUGUUGAAAGGGAAGGAAAGAUCCGGGGCUUUUUCAAACGCAUGAAACAGAUCAUCAAAAAGAAAACUGCCAAAAGAGAGGUUGGGGAGCCUGUCUACGAGUUUGUACCGAAUGCGUUUAAAGAGGAGUCGAGUGCUAGUAUAAGUGAUAAAGAUUGUUACACACCUUUUCAAGAGGACGUGUGUACUGAUGCCGUUUCUGGAGCGAAGAUAGUAACAGCAAUAUAUGAUUUUCAAAAGUUUUCUGACGAUGAGAUAAGCUUCAAAAAGCUAGACAAACUUAAAAUCCGUGACGAUAUCUUCACAAGUGAUAACUCUGAUUGGUGUUAUGCUGAACAUUUAUCUACUGGAGAGAAAGGAUUCGUUCCAAUUGCCUAUAUCUCACAUGCCAGCCAAAAACUGAUAUCACAAGACUGGUGGUAUGAUAUUAGCUCACAUGCAUCGAUGGUGUUGAUGAACAAUCCGGACACUCCUGUGGGAACAUUCCUUAUACGUCCAUCUGGAAGAGGACGGACUUUUGUCUUAACAAUGCGGGUACCAAGAAUUUGUUCAAAUCAAAGAGUUGUUGGACAAUAUCGUAUCCUGUCACAAAAUGAUCGACUGUUCAUCAGCCCUAAACGAAAAUUCAGCGACAUCUUUUCGCUUGUGGAACACUAUAAACACUUUGCUGAUGGUUUGCCGUGCAAACUAACGUAUUCAAUUCCAAAGCAAAAUCCUAUUGUUUAUCCAAGGAGAGUAGAAAUUGAUAGAAAUGCGAUUGAACUUGUAAAUACAUUUCCUGUCGGCAACUUUGGAGAGCUUGUCAUAGGAAAAUUGUUCAAUACAUUAGAUGUUACCAUCGUGACAAAAUGCAAAAGUGAACUGGGUCCAUUUUUAGGCAGAGCCAAGUUACUGUUUAAGUUUCGAAAAUGUGAACACUUUGUUAGAUUGAUAGCUGUCGUUCUUGAACCUGAACCAUUCAUGAUUGUACUCGGGGAAACGAUUAAAGACACGCUACAAAGUAACCUCAGAAAAAUUACUGGAAAAGAAUUAUCUCUUAUGAAAUUGACCAGGAUGGCUUCAGAGAUUGCUUAUGGCAUGGCAUUUCUGGAAGAAAAAGGCAUUGUCCACGGCAAUUUGAAAGCAGAAAACGUUUUAAUUUGUGAGCAUGAUAAACUAAAGAUAUUGCACCCAAAUCUGAUAAUACUUAUGAAAAGCAGUGAAAACGAAAAACAUAGACAAGAUGAGAUUGAAUGGCAAUGGACGGCACCUGAAGUUACAGCAGACGAAAAUGCGUUAAGUACAAAAUCCGACGUAUGGUCGUUUGGAGUUUUGAUGUAUGAAAUGAUCACUUUUGGGGAAAUUCCGUAUUCAGGUUUUGACAAGGAACAUGUUGAACGUAGUUUAUCUAAAGGACUUAGACUACCAAUACCAAAGAGCAGUACAAUGCAAUGUCCUGUCGAAUUGUAUAACACAAUACUUCAAUGUUGGCAUAAAAAUCGGGAUUGCCGACUAACAUUUGAAUUUCUGGGGGACUUUCUGUAUGACUUUCAAACCGCUAUUGAAUCUGAGUCUCAUCUAAAAGAUGACGGUUCGAAGUAUAUGUACAUGAGUGGGACAUUAGAGAAUAAACAAGAGGAGUUGACGGAAAUAUCAGAAGAUUCGGAGGAACAUUUUCAUGUUAAUGUAAAAAGCGUUAAAAAGGCCGAUGUACAUGAGGAUCAAAGUACAAGCAAUAAAAGUGUUGAUAUAACACCAGGAUUUAAUGUAACUGCCUUGUACGAUUACACAGCAGGAGACGAUGACGAAAUAUCUUUUGAUCCUGGCGAUAUCAUAACAAAUAUAGAACCAAUAGAUGAUGGUUGGUGGAUAGGGACAACAGCAAAUGGAGCACGUGGGAUGUUUCCUGCUAAUUAUGUGGAAGUCUGUGAAAACGCAUACUCUGAAGUAACAAAAUUGUAGUUAUGAAAUGUGGCAAUUGCAAUUGAACUCCAGCCCCAAGACAUAUACACAUAAAUAACAAAUUGAAUGCUUUAAUUGCUCGCAGAUGUCGUAUUUAUAAUGUAAAAUCUGCUUAAACUCAAGAAAUACCUGGAAGUAUUUAAUAUAUCUUAUUCUAGUUAAUACAGUUUAAUAAAACGUUAUUGACAAUAGCUUAGCAAGGUAAUUUGCGAAAACUUAACGAGGAAUAAAGCUUCAAACAUAAAACUAUUUCUGAAAUAAAUUGUGAGAAAUGUUACUUUCUGUUAAACCAAGAAAAAUAAUUGUUGUUGUUCUUGUUGUUGUGGUUGCUGUUGCUGUUGCUGCUUGUUGUUUAGUGGAAAUAGAAUAGUUUAGACAGAAGUCAAUUGUGGUUAUUCUUUUUCAACAAAAGUCAUAAAAUAACUAUAGAUGAAAUGUUUUCUUUGAUGUACAACUUUUACAAAGCUUUUAAAUGAGGUUGCAUGCAUAUUUCUGGACUGAUGUGAUC
Molecule: messenger RNA, 2887 nt
Organism: Ruditapes philippinarum (Manila clam)
Lineage: Eukaryota; Metazoa; Mollusca; Bivalvia; Venerida; Veneridae
Product: tyrosine-protein kinase STK-like
Exons: 16
Coding region: 13-2379 (788 amino acids)
Biological process (GO): innate immune response; cell differentiation; protein phosphorylation
Cellular component (GO): extrinsic component of cytoplasmic side of plasma membrane
Molecular function (GO): ATP binding; non-membrane spanning protein tyrosine kinase activity; signaling receptor binding
Source: RefSeq, a predicted model, not a curated record